Molecule: messenger RNA, 2590 nt
Organism: Monomorium pharaonis (pharaoh ant)
Lineage: Eukaryota; Metazoa; Arthropoda; Insecta; Hymenoptera; Formicidae
Exons: 3
Coding region: 121-504 (127 amino acids)
Source: RefSeq, a predicted model, not a curated record
UCGAAGUGUGACGGGCUUUGUGUUGCGCGAAAAACAGAAACUAUACAAUGAUAUCCUAAAAGCAAUAGAGAAACGUAUACCAAUAGUUUGAUUGGUAUUGACUAUAACAACGUAAUUUAGAUGAAACUUGGCUGUUCACUCACCAUUCACGGCGACGGCUGUUUCUACAUCGGGAUGGGAGGUAAAAGCGCGAAACCCAAGAUUCCCUCCUAUGAGCCCUACCAGUGCUGUCCCACCAAGCUCGCCCACGGCACCAAGGUCGCCAAGGUCACCAAAAUCGGCCCGAUUACCAAGGACAAGAGCAAAUUUCAAGGUACCGGCAAAACAGAUAAAUCACUAUUGCCGGCUUUGAAGCCGAUAAACAAGCUCAAGUUCAAAGACAGCACAAAAUCAGCAACGAUAUCAACGAAAGUCGACAGCGACACGAAGGAAUCCAAGUCCAAGGCUAAGAGAGGAUUUUUCGGAAGCGUUGUGGCUGGAAUACCGUACCUCAUGAAGGUUUAAAGACGAGGGUUUAAGGCCGACAUGCACAUCGGCGUCUGGGCGCGCGAGGUCAAGCUGUGAACGGCGAUUAGGAAAUGAAGAAAGAGGACUUGCAGGACGAUGGUCGAACGAAGAAAAAUUUCGCGCGACAGAAAGUCCGUGCAAUAACGGAAGAAGUCAGGUGCUCUGUGCUAUUAUGUGCUAACAGCUCAAGCAAAACAAAUUUCGCCCUUCAGCGAAUGAAAAAUUUUAUGUUUCUUAAAGGAACGAAAUGUGUCUCGUUGCCAUUUAACACAUUUUUGUCAUCGUUUAUCAAUUAUCAACGAUAUUGUGCUACUAUCAUGCUCGCCGUCGAAUUCACUUCUUGUUAUUAUGUUAUUAUAAUGUCAUCUUCAUCAGUAUCAUAAUAUCAUCUUCACCGCUAGAAUCAUAAACGAUGUCGUCAUCUUUCUUCUCGAUGUGUUUAUCCAUGCACAGAAAAAUAAAUGGACAUCCGCAAGUGAUUUUCAUGUUUCUGUUAAUUUAUGUAUAAGAGACCUAGAUAUUACAAACGCAUCUUACGAUCGAUAAAAGAACACAGAGAAUUAAUUCACAUCGGCUGUGCGUAUACGAUACUGAAGAUAUUCGAGAAGAGCAACAUUCGAUAAUACGUCAAUCUGGUAUCUAUCGAUUAUUACGCGAUAAACAGAAUUAUUCUCGCAACGUAUGCAUUUCUUAUGUAGAAUAUCCUUAACAUCCGACCGUUGUCUAACGCUGAAUAUCUAUUUAUCGGUUUUGUUUUACUCGUUUAACCCGUUAACGUCACGAAGAGCGAUACCGCCGAUUUGUUGCAUUUCAUCGAUAACAUUCGCACACAGUAAUGGGUAGGAUACUAUUAUACUUUAUAGUAUAAGGAAAGGAAAGAGUAUAAACAAUCGCUGCUGCCAAGACUAUCGAUAGUGUUCUACCUAGAUUUUGCGGUACAUGCUCUAGCGUUAAUUUAAUGUGAGAAAAAUUAAUUGUUUGUAACUAAAACCUUUCAUUCUGGAGCCUGAAGUUUUAUCGAUCUCUGUAUGCUUUCUCUUCUAUCCUAAUAAAAUCUUAAUGAUCCUUGAGCUAAUUUUCCUCUUCGAUAUUACAUAUAUAAGACUAAAGAGAUCUCAAGAAUGAAAUGGCUGAGGCCCAGAGUUAGCGCAAAGUUAUGAAAGAAUGUCUUGCCUAUAAUUUAUUUAUAACGAGAUUUCUUAAUAAUACACAGAGUUCCUACAGUGUGUUUAUGUUAGUCUUUUGUUUUAAAGCGGGAAGAAAUUAAAAUUGCUAUGAAUAUUGUUAUUGCAAUUUUUUGUAAUAAUGUUAUUUGAUAUCGAUAAAAAAUGGCCAAAGGUUUGAAAAAAUAUUCAACAUUAACAAUUAAUAAAAUUGAUAUUGCAAUCUCACCCUUGAGAUUUCGGGAUUGUGGAAGAUAAUACAAGGAAAGAGUGCCUCAUACAUACAUAAGAUUUUACAAAUUAUAAAUGUAAUUGUAUGUAUUGUGUCUCUUAUUUUUAAUCCCGGCAUAGAUAUGUUCUGCUCUUUCUUUGCGAUACAUUGAGCUUAGACACAUAUCUUGUUACAGCUAGUUCUUCUAAUGCUAAAAUUCAUGCUGGUUGCAAUUAAUACAAAAUGAAGAACUUUUCAAAGAACUGCAAUAAGAUUACACGAAAAGAAUCGUGAUAAAAGCAUCUAUUUAUUUAUUUAUUUAUUCAUUUGUAAUUAAAAUACUUAUUAUCUUAUAUGCUCGUUUUGUCGCUCAGAUAAUCUGCGCAAGAUAUAAACAUGUCAUUAUUCUGAAAAUUGUCAAAUUACAGGCCAAAUUCGCGUAAUAAUGUUAUAUCGCGAUCUAAGAGCGUGAAGUCAAUCUUAGAUAUUUUAGAAGCCAUUUUAGGUAUUUUAGAAAAAUUUGUCGCGUUAUUAACAAAUAAAAUUUUUUGUCUCACUGUAUUUAUGAUCACCAACGACAACUAUAAUUAUCAGACGUCAUGAAUUAUUGCUCGUAAACGUUGCGUGCGAGCCAAUAAAUCCUUGUUAUUCGCAUAAGAACAGCAUGUACGAUAAUAAAAGUCUAUAACAAUAAAUAUAUUUCCUAAUA